Molecule: messenger RNA, 1173 nt
Organism: Fonsecaea erecta
Lineage: Eukaryota; Fungi; Ascomycota; Eurotiomycetes; Chaetothyriales; Herpotrichiellaceae
Exons: 4
Coding region: 1-1173 (390 amino acids)
Molecular function (GO): protein binding
Source: RefSeq, a predicted model, not a curated record
AUGUUUCGGCCGAAAUGUGUGGCUACGACCUCUCAGUCCCCCCUUGAAGGGGUGCCAGAAGAUUUCCAAGUUGCCGUUUCCAGGAGUUACUACAAGAGUGUUCAAUGGAGUGCCGAUGGAACUUGUCUAAUUGCCAACCGCUCGAGCAAUGCCAUCGAUACCUUUGUCGUACCAGUCGACCUCCUUGAAGAAGCACCUGAGCCACGAACGCUCUCCCCGUAUUGCAGCAUCCAUUCGGCAGAAUCUGUCAAGGCUGUGGUCGGAUAUCCAUUUUUCAACCUGCAGGAUCCUGCCACCACAUUGAUCUUGUCGUCCAUGAGAGAUCAUCCAAUUCGGCUGAACUCGGCUCUAACUGGCCAGCAAGGGGCGUCUUAUCCACUAGUCAAUCCCAUGACCGAGGAGUUCAUCAGUCCCCAUUCCUUGCUGUUCAGCAGUCAGGGUGAUCGUAUCGUUGCCGGUUCGGAAUCCCUGAUCUCGGUCUUUGAUGUGGCCCGUCCAGGACAGGAACCGAUCUCUUCGAUCCCCACGGGACCAAGAUGGAGAAAGGUGGUCGAGUACAAUGGCGCGGUCAACAUGCGCGGGAUCGUGUCUGCGCUUUCCGUUGAGCCCUCAACCGGCCUUCUGGCCGCUGGGACUUACAGCCGCUAUGUUGGCUUGUAUGAUUCCUUGGGCCAGGGAGACUGCGUUGGCGUCUUCUCCGUCAAAGGCACUGGCGCUGACCUGCAAAUUGGUGGAGGGGGGAUAACGCAGGUCCUCUGGAGUCCGUGCGGAAGAUAUCUCUACAUUGUUGAGCGGAAAAGCAACGGUGCCAUGCUCUAUGAUAUCCGUAAAACCGGCCAGCUUCUGGCGUGGCUGGAGGGUCGAGCAGCCAUGACCAAUCAACGGUUGGGUAUUGACCUUGUCCGCACAGGUGAUGAGGUGGCUCAUGAAAUAUGGGCCGGCGGUCUUGACGGCCUCGUCAGGAUGUGGAAGGAUCCUCAACGUAAGGAAGGCCCGAUUUCACCGACCUUCGAGUUCAAGGGCCACGAUGACGCUGUGUCGAGUGCUGUCGUUCAUCACGGAGGUGGCGUGCUUGCCACUUCAUCUGGCCAACGGCAUCUCCUCAUGGAGGACAAAGAUGCGCAAGCAGAAGAGAAAAUGAUGGAUUACAAUUUGAAAAUCUGGCAUUUAUGA